AUGGGCUAUGACCCUCACAAUGUUCCUGGCCCCUGCAAACAGCUCCACUAUGCACUCACCUCCACCACCAUCGUCCCCACCCCCGGCACCGGCCCCAUCAAGGGCGCCCCCGAGGGCCAGCUGCGGAAGGGCAGCCUGCGCGAGACGCUGCUGCUGAGCAUCCCCUCGUUCUUCGACCUGGUCGCGACCGUCCUCAUGAACAUCGGGCUGCUGUCCGUGACCGCGAGCGUGUACCAGAUGAUGCGCGGCGCGGAGAUGCUCUUCGCGGCGCUGUUCACCGUGGUGUUCCUGCACCGCCACCUGAACAAGUUCCACUACUUGGGCAUCACAUGCUGCGGGGUGGGCAUCGCCCUGGUGGGCAUGAGCAGCAUCUUCAGCGGCGAGGGCAGCAGCACGCACCCGGUGUCCACGCAGCAGAUGCUGGCGGGCAUGGGGCUCAUCGUGCUGUCACAGGCCGUCCAAGCCGCCCAACUGACAUUCGAGGACUUCUUUAUGGCUGACCUAGACAUGGACCCGAUGAAGAUCGUGGGUUUCGAGGGCGUGUUUGGCAGCAUCCUCAUGAUCUUCGUUAUGAUGCCCACGGCCUACUUCCUGCCCGGCGGCGAGGGCACGGGCCUGCAUGAGAACACGUUUGACACCUUUGCCAUGAUCAAGAACAGCGGGACGCUGCAGGCGGUGCUGCUGAUUGACAUGUUUGCGCUGCUGGCGUACAACAUAUCCGGCAUGAUGGUGACUGGCCACCUGGGCGCCGUGUUCCGCACCGUCCUGGAGACCAUGCGCACCCUCUUUGUCUGGAUCCUGGGGCUCAUCCUAUUCUACACGCCCCUGGGGAUGGGCCGCCUGGGGGAGAGCUGGACGGCAUGGUCACCCCUGCAGGCACUCGGGUUCGUCAUCUUGGUUGCCGGCACGCUGGUGUAUGGCAAGGGUGAUGAGGAGGCGGACGAUGCUGACGUCAUCGAGGGCGGCCUGGAGGGCACAGGAACCGCAGCCGCCGCCGACGAGGAAUCCGCCCCCCUCAUCGCCCCCAGCACCACCGCCGCCGCCGUAUCCCAGCCGAUCCCCGCGCGCGCGGCGCCGGUGAGCGUCCCCGUCGGCAUCCGCGCGGCGUCGCCGCACCACGGGUCGCUGCUGGCGAGCAGCAUUAGGGCGACGCAGACGAUCACGCACGGCAGCUACAGCCGCAGCGUGCCCCGCGGGUCUCUGGGGCGGCCGGGCCUGAUGGCGCGGGUCGCACGGGGCGGGGAGGACGAGGAGGAGUGA
Messenger RNA from Monoraphidium neglectum, 1260 nucleotides. RefSeq lists its product as hypothetical. The record is from RefSeq and is a predicted model, not a curated record. NCBI's taxonomy places the organism in Eukaryota, Viridiplantae, Chlorophyta, Chlorophyceae, Sphaeropleales, Selenastraceae. Gene Ontology annotation, molecular function: pyrimidine nucleotide-sugar transmembrane transporter activity. Bases 1 to 1260 code for a protein of 419 amino acids. Gene Ontology annotation, cellular component: Golgi membrane. Gene Ontology annotation, biological process: pyrimidine nucleotide-sugar transmembrane transport. The transcript has 7 exons.